Molecule: messenger RNA, 340 nt
Organism: Paramecium primaurelia
Lineage: Eukaryota; Ciliophora; Oligohymenophorea; Peniculida; Parameciidae
Source: the annotation of a GenBank genome assembly
AUGUCAAUUACAUUAUAAAUAUCAAUUUCAAUAUUGAGAUCCUCAAUAUUAAAAUUGAUUCAAAGUAAUUCUUAAAUAGCCAAUUUAAGGAAUCAAUUUAUUGAAGAAAUUGCAUCAGAAAUUGGAUAUUAUAAGAAAUAUUCUAUUUUUAUAACUAUAUGAUAAUCAUCAUUCAGUAAUUUAACUGAAAUUUUAUACAUUAUCAUUCUCGCUUAUUCAAGCAAAUAAAAAAUUUAGAUCUGAAUAAUUACAAACACAAAAUCUGUGUUCAUAGAAUAAAAGAUAUCUUGUAUUAAAUUAUAAAAUUGAUAUUGAAAAAAUACUAAAAUAAUUUUAAUGA